Messenger RNA from Physcomitrium patens, 3935 nucleotides. The record is from RefSeq and is a predicted model, not a curated record. Lineage: Eukaryota; Viridiplantae; Streptophyta; Bryopsida; Funariales; Funariaceae.
ACUGCCGCAUUGGGUGCGGUGAGGAUGACGGAUUCGGUCGCAGGGAGAGGAGGGAAGCAAGACGAAGAGACGGAGUGAGAGAGAGAGAGUAAGAGAGAGAGAGUAAGAGAGAGAGCAAGUGUCUAGUAUCUGUCUUUUCGACGUAGGCCAUUUGUGGGUAGCGAGAGUGUGGGAAUUGGGUUUGGCGUGAUUGCGUCGAUUAGUUGCAGCGUUGGAAGGGAUUUUGUGAGUUGACGACAGCUUCCUGUGGUGUGCUGUGGCGAGCAGAGAGGGCUCAGGGACACAGGAAAUUGGGUUCACGUGUCUGUUGGUGUGGUUUUGGUGACUGACUGACACCUCCAUGCCUCCCACCCCCAAGCCACCUUAGAAGUGGGCGAGUGCUGUACCUACUACCCCCCGUUGUUGUUUUCUCUGGGUUUGCGGGUGUAGUUUUGUUCAACGCGCAGAGGUGCCAACUUGUUGGGUUUGUGUGUUUCCACCGCCUAUACGAGCACAGCCCGACGAACCGUCUCGUUCUUUGGUGCGUGUACCAAGUGAUCCUUGGUACGCAGUGCGGCUGAAGGUGGUUUCUGUCUCGAUGUGGGAUUGGGUGGUUAGAGUGCGCAUUUUCUUGGAGACGAAGUUUCCUCUGGAUGCUUGGCGACAGUGUUUCUAUUUUUCUUUCGAAACGUGAGUGGAUAGUGAGAUGUGUGGUGAUUUUGCACUGGUGUUUCGUACUCGAGCAAUCCACAAGGCACUCAGGUAGUGAGAUUUUGUUGACCGUGUUUGUCUCAGGAUUGUUCUGGAGCGAUUUCUCUGAUUUAGUAUUCCAAGUAGAUGGUUUCUUGUGAGACUUGGAGCUCAAAUCUGUCAACAUUUCGGUCAGGGGUAGGCUUGACGUGACAAUCAAUCUUGUUUCAGGGAAUGCAGCAGAUAUGGCUGAUAGAAGUUUACGGUUUACCUGUUUGCAAUGAGAGAAACGUUGAGACCGGUGAGUAGAACUGCAGCGGACUGACCUCUGGUAUGGCCAUUUUGACUCGUCACGCGGUGGAGGCUUUCUCAUCCGUUGAUGCGUACUGCGUGGGCUCAAGAUGCCCCCUCGUCAGAAGCAAUCGGUCUGUGCUAGACGUUGACGGCCCCAUGUACCGACCUCAGAGUCACGCUUCCAGUCCCGUCAAAAAGAAAUCAAGCGCUCGGGCGAGCUCCUUCGAAAAUAAGGGCCAGACCUGGGUCGCAGCUACGAUGUUGCAGAGUGAUCUUCUGGUGGAGGUAGCGGAUAUGAGCUUCCAUCUGCACAAGUUUCCACUGCUGUCCCGGAGUGGCCGGUUGAAUCGCUUGGUUUUCGAAUCACGUGACACUGAGAAAGAUCAUAUCAAACUAGACAACAUGCCUGGGGGUCCUGCAGCGUUCGAGCUGGCAAUGAAGUUUUGCUACGGCAUUCCCAUCAUGAUCAAUAGUUCCAACGUGGCUGCUCUCCGUUGCGCUGCUGAGUAUCUAGAAAUGACUGAAGAUCUUGAACAAGAUAAUCUUGUCUCAAAGACUGAGGAUUUUUUGAGCUCUGAAAUUCUUACCUCUUGGACAGAUUCCAUCACAGUGUUGAAAGCUUGUGACACAUUAUCACCUUGGGCUGAAAAUUUGCAAAUUGUAAAGAUGUGCAGCGAGUCUAUCGCGUGGAAAGCUUGUACUGACCCACGCGGGAUUAGAUGGUCUUACUCCAGUGCUGGUGAGUCUCCAAAUCUUUCUCCACCAUCGGAAGGAUCCGCCAAGAGUAGCACUUCAUCGAAAGGACCUUCUCAAGACUGGUGGUUUUCCGAUGUUGCCGAACUCAGUUUGAAGGCCUUUAAGGUGGUCAUGAAUGCGAUCAAAGCGAAGGGAAUGAGGCACGAUAUGAUGGGGUCUGCUAUUUUCUUCUACGCUCACAGAUGGCUGCCGAGUCUGUCUGCUUUGGACAACCUGGUAUCGCCUCUGUUGAGAGAAAGCCCACUUAUGAAAGAUAAGAAGAACAAAGUCUCCACCAGCUGUAAAAGCGAAAAUAGCUAUGUUGAGGGUCCAGGGGCAAGUUUUAUGAACGAUGCAAAUGGAGACGUGGCACCCCAAGUUUUCGAGCGUGAGAUUUUGGAAGAAAUAGUUGGCAUCUUGCCUUCCCAAAAAGAUACGGUCCCAGUGAGUUGUUUGCUGCGGUUGCUGCGGGUUGCUAUCAUGGUGGACGUGAGUGCUGGCUGCAGGAAAGAGCUCGAGAAAAGGUCUGGGACACAGUUGGAUCAGGCAACUUUGAGCGAUCUCUUGAUCCCAUCCUGUGCUUCCCAAAGUGAUUUGGUUUAUGACGUUGGAACUAUUCAUCGGUGCUUGGAUCACUUUUUGGUUCAGGAUCAUAUCCAAAUAAGCUCUCAAAAGGAAGUGCCAAUGAGCUCUAGUAGAGACAAGAAUGGCGAUAUGUACUGUACUUCUCAUCUGAGACCGCCUGUCGGUCCUCAUACUGCGAAGAUUAAAGUGGCGAAGCUCAUAGACAGCUACCUCGCAGAACUUGCGAGAGACAGCAAUUUAACUUUCUCGAAGUUCCAAGCGCUUGCAGAGGCUCUCCCGGAGUUCUCUCGAAUUACAGACGAUGGCUUAUACCGCGCGAUUGAUACAUAUCUUAAGGCGCAUCCAGGUUUAAGCGAGCAUGAGCGAAAAAAGCUGUGUCGAAUGAUGGACUGUCAACGACUUUCGCUAGAAGCGUGCAUGCAUGCUGCGCAAAAUGAACGCCUCCCGCUUAGGAUAGUUGUUCAAGUACUAUUUAGUGAACAAAUGAAACUGCGGAACGCAAUUUCUGGUAACACUGCUGCACGUGCGGAGCGGGCUCCAGACUCUCCAAUGCAACAAAGACUGUCCCCUAGCCCUGCUGCCUCGGCAGUCUGGCCGAUUCUCCAUCCUCAAGACGGCACGAACUCCCAGAUUGAUGUUAGAGCUCUUCAAUAUGAUGUCAUGUUUAUGAAGGCCAAAUUCGCAGAGUUGCAGAAGGAUUAUACACUAGUAACUCAACAGGUGGAGAAGUUAUCGAAACAAAAAGGCUCAUGGGUAAAGCGUUUGUUUCAGUCCAAGGAAACGGUGGAGAGUAGAUCAUCACCCUCACACCCGAGGUGGAGUCGACCUUGGAGAAACUCUAUCUCAUAGUCCAACCACAACUCGUGCUAACAGAUCCCUGUACAAUUGCCUACUUUAUCGGGAAUCCUUUCCAACGUCAUGAAGGAAGAGCGUGUAUUGAGAGAAUGCUUGUACUUUUAAGCGUUAGUGUAUCAAACUAACCGCCGAUGCAUAGAACUGACCCACGAUGGCGUCGUGACGAGGGGUCCAUAUAGUGCACAAUCAAGCUCCAGUAGUUACGGCAUCGAGGACACAAAUCCUACGGUACUUGAGGUCGAAGUAAGCUGUCUGUGGAGGACAUACCCAGCAGUAUGCGCAGCAGCAGCAGCAGCAGCAGCAUUGUAAGACCACCAAAGAAAUCACACUGGGGUGGGGACCCGCGAGUUGUUUCUGGUAUGCGGUGGAGUUGUCGUUUCCGGAUGUGUUUGGAAGAGUAGAAAGAAUCGCAUUUUGUACAAUAUUCAACAAGUGGAGAUUACUCGAGCGGCGAACCUCCCCAACUCAUAAUUUCAUUUUCCAACGCUCGGCUGAUAGUUCUUCGUUGCAUUUGACUCGAUGGAUCGGAGACUGGGUGGGUGAACACGUCAGCGAGAAGUUGUGACAGAGCUAUUUGUUUUGUGUCCGGCUAUCAAUAACUUUACCCAUUCGUUUAGAGUUUUUGCUCUUGCAUCAAAGAUCUCAGUAGCUGCCAGUUUAUUGAUUCACUUGAGCAAUGGAAUGAAGCCACUAGAAUCCAAGUCUUGAAGCAUAUGGCUCAGAACCUGUGAGUUGAUGUUAAUGAUCAAGCAUUGAAAUUAAGGUCCUCACUUGCAUGGUUUGAGUGUUAUGGAUCA